AUGUCUGGCCAUGAAUGUGCACCGUGUGGACGACAAUUUAGGCUCUACCAGCAUUACCAAGACCACAUGAUUCAUUCUUCUCAGCAUCACUACUGUGCACCAUGCCGCCGCGACUUCGUAUCUCAAAACGCGCUGGACAGUCACCUUCGUCACUCCGAACGACAUUUGAUCUGCAAGUGGUGUCAGACCGUCGUUGGAAAACUUCGCAUCCAUAAUCGACGCCAUCAUGAGCAGUGUUCGGAGUGUGACCAAUGGCUCGAAAACGCGACCGAUGUCCAUCGGCAUUGCGCCUUAGCUCAUUCCGAGGUAUACUGCGUUCCAUGCAGAAGACUUUUCGGAAACCCUAACGAGUUGAAAAUGCAUUUGCGAUCGUCCGCUCAUCGACCAAGGAAUAUCGAGUGUGUUCAUCCGGCUUGUAAUCGAAGCUUCAUCAGCAAAGCAGCCCUAGUCCAACAUCUCGAAGCAGACACCUGUCCAUCUGGAGCCAGCCUGCAGAAAGUCGACCACUACUUCAGCUACCAUUGCGACCGAAGCCAACGAUUCGUCAGAAGGGACUUGCUCUUCCAUAGCUCCCUACGGCUAGAGCACAACCUUCGCGACAACAACGGCCGCUAUCCCUGCCAGCUUUGCUCGAAAGUUUUCCAGCACAAGGGCGAACUUGUUGCGCAUGUCAAGAGUUCGAAACACAAGAAUCUCGGCGAUAAAGCCUACAAAUGUCCUUCCAACCGCUGCGGACAGGCCGAGUUUUACAGUCUGGGCAAUCUGAUGAUGCACCUCGACUUCGGCGAUUGUGACGUGUCCCAUGCACGCGAAUUGUACGAACUAGUCGACGACUUGUUAGAGAUUGUGAGACGGCUCUAG
Molecule: messenger RNA, 861 nt
Organism: Puccinia triticina
Lineage: Eukaryota; Fungi; Basidiomycota; Pucciniomycetes; Pucciniales; Pucciniaceae
Exons: 2
Coding region: 1-861 (286 amino acids)
Source: RefSeq, a predicted model, not a curated record